Hippopotamus amphibius kiboko is the source of this 3013-nucleotide messenger RNA. It is a transcript of the gene RORC, whose product is annotated as RAR related orphan receptor C. Gene Ontology annotation, cellular component: nucleus. The record is from RefSeq and is a predicted model, not a curated record. Gene Ontology annotation, molecular function: zinc ion binding; RNA polymerase II cis-regulatory region sequence-specific DNA binding; nuclear receptor activity. Gene Ontology annotation, biological process: regulation of transcription by RNA polymerase II. NCBI's taxonomy places the organism in Eukaryota, Metazoa, Chordata, Mammalia, Artiodactyla, Hippopotamidae. The transcript is spliced from 11 exons. The coding region runs from base 88 to 1587 and encodes 499 amino acids.
CCCUCCUCCCUCUUCCCUCCCCUGGGCCCUGAUCCCUGCCCUCCUGGGCAGCCAGGGCAGCAAGGACGGCACCAAGGGAGUUGCCCCAUGGACAGGGCCCCACAGAGACACCACCGAGCCUCACAGGAGCUGCUGGCUGCAAAGAAGACCCACACCUCACAAAUUGAAGUGAUCCCUUGCAAAAUCUGUGGGGACAAGUCAUCUGGGAUCCAUUACGGAGUUAUCACCUGUGAGGGGUGCAAGGGUUUCUUCCGCCGGAGCCAGCAGUGUAACGUGGCCUACUCCUGCACCCGUCAGCAGAACUGCCCCAUCGACCGCACUAGCCGAAACCGGUGCCAGCACUGCCGCCUGCAGAAAUGCCUGGCCCUGGGCAUGUCCCGAGAUGCUGUCAAGUUUGGCCGCAUGUCCAAGAAGCAAAGGGACAGCCUGCACGCUGAGGUGCAGAAACAACUGCAGCAGCGGCAAGAGCAGCAACGGGGACAAGCAGCCAGGACCCCUCCCGCGGGGGCCCAAGGAGCAGAUUCCCUGGCCUGCACCUUGGGGCUCCCAGACGGGCAGCUGCCCCUGGGCUCCUCGCCUGACCUGCCGGAGGCCUCGGCCUGUCCCCCCAGUCUCCUGAGAGCUCCCGGCUGCGGGCCCUCCUACUCCAACAGCUCGGCCAGAGCCGGGCUCAAUGGGGCCUCGUGCCACCUGGAAUACAGCCCCGAGAGGGGCAAGGCUGAGGGCAGAGAGAACGUCUAUGGCACGGGCAGCCAGCUGGCCCCUAACAGGUGCGGACUCCACUCUGAGGAGCCCAGGUAUCCUGGGCUUGAGGAACCCGGACGGGGCCCGGACAGCUUCUUCAGCCCCAGUUUCCACAGCACCCCAGAGGUGCCUUAUGCCUCCCUGACGGAGACUGAGCACCUGGUGCAGAACGUUUGUAAGUCCUACCGAGAGACGUGUCAGCUGCGGCUGGAGGACCUGCUCCGACAGCGCUCGAACAUCUUCUCCCGAGAGGAGGUGGCCAGCUACCAGAGGAAGUCGAUGUGGGAGAUGUGGGAACGCUGUGCCCACCGCCUGACGGAGGCCAUCCAGUACGUGGUGGAGUUCGCUAAGAGGCUCUCUGGCUUCAUGGAGCUCUGCCAGAACGACCAGAUCGUGCUACUCAAAGCAGGAGCCAUGGAAGUGGUGCUGGUCAGGAUGUGCCGGGCCUACAACGCUGACAACCACACAGUCUUUUUUGAAGGCAAAUACGGUGGCAUGGAGCUGUUCCGAGCCUUGGGCUGCAGCGAGCUCAUCAGCUCCAUCUUCGACUUCUCCCGCUCCCUGAGUGCCUUGCGCUUUUCCGAGGACGAGAUUGCCCUCUACACGGCCCUCGUCCUCAUCAACGCCAACCGGCCAGGGCUCCAAGAGAAAAGGAAAGUAGAACAGCUGCAGCACAAUCUGGAGCUGGCCUUUCAUCAUCAUCUCUGCAAGACUCAUCGCCAAGGCAUCCUGGCAAAGCUGUCAGUUCUCACUUGGACCACCAGAGAGGCCUCCGAACUGGACCCCCGCUCCACCCCUGUCUGUCCUCCAGCAGCCACGCAGCACUGUUCAGGGCUCCUAUAGCUGCCCAUCACACUGAGAGUCAAAUCUAGAGCCUGUGUCAUGGCUGACUGGCCUCAUGGUGUGACCCCCGACUGCUUUUCUCCCCUCAUCUCCUUCCACUGCCCUCCCAGUCACCCAUUCCAGCAUACUGGCCUCCUUGCUUUUCCCUGAACACAUCAAGCCCAGUUGCUUCUCAGGACUUUUGCAGCUGCUGUUCCAGCUGCCUGGAAGGUUCUUCCCCUAGUUUUCCAAAUGGCCGGCUCCAUCCCUUCAUUCUGGAGAGGUUUUCCCAGACCACCCCAUAUGAAAAGCCACUCUACCCAUUCACUCUGCUUUAUUGUUUUUUAUAGAAGUUCUCUAACAUAUGUUUAUUUUCUGGCUCCCUCACUAGAAUACACAUUGAAUAAAGGUAGAGAUUUUAUUCACUGAUGUAUCAUCACAGUGCCUAGCCAAAAGGUUUCCAACAAAUAUGUGAGAACGAAUGAAAGAAUGAAUGAAUGAAGCUAUUGCAAUAGCCCAGACCAAUGCAAAAUAAAGCCGGAGGAUCGAAAAGAGGAUGAAUUCGAGAGAUAUCGAGGGACCCCAUGCUGCCUGCUUUUCCCUGACUGUCCUUUUCCUAGGCAACUAAGCUGGGGAGAAGGGGGUGGCUGGUGAGAGGUAUUUUAAGCCUCACUUGGUUAUACAGGAAACUGCAGAAGAUAAAUGGUUUUCUCAGUCUUUCUCCAGCGAGGUCUCCCUGCCUCCUCCUUGGGUCUCUGGGCCUGUUUCAUUCCCUUCCAUGGGCUGAGGGCUGCCGGUGUUGGUUUACUAUUUGCAGUGUUGGGUGCCUGCUUGGAAACUGCUUAAUCCAAACAGUUAUUGAGCAUUUGCCAUGUGCAAGCAGUUUGAUAGGUACAGAGAAUACAGAGAGAGGGAGAGAGGGAAGGGAGGAAGAGAGACCCUAGCUAAGGAGCUUAAGUCUAAGGGGUCUUAAGACAAAGUAGAUCAUUUUCCUAAAAUGGGGUUUAGGUGCUACACAGAGGGAAACCCAAAGGAAGGGCCCUUAAUCCAGGGAAAUUGUCCUAGAGGAGGUAACUUUGAAGGUGAGUAAAAAUUAGCCAAGCACAGAAGAAUUAGAAAGGCAUUCCAGGUAAGGGGAACAGUCUCAACAAAGGCAAAGAGGCAUGUACCAUUAUAGGACAGAGUAACAGAACUUCACUAUUAUGAAAGCAUAAAGUGUGAGUUAGAGAGUCUUUAACACCGCUCAUUUUAGGAGUAGCAAGAACACCCUUUGAGGGUUUCAGCCAGGAAACAUGCACCUGUCCCACAGCAGUUCUCACUUGUCUCCAGUUCCCUGAACACAGACCUACCCCUACCAGUGGGAUCUGGCUGUUCCACAAGUGUCAAGUGCACAGGGAGAAAGCAAGGAGGGUUAUCCCAGCCCAGGAAGGAUAGGAAGACUUCUCCG